AUAAGACUAUCCAUACGCUUCAGCAUCUUCAUCGAUGAACAACUGAAUUAUCAGACGCUCGUGAAUCAUGAUGAAUAUCAAARCUUCGUUUGCUGUUGGCAUUGCCUUUAUAGUAGUGUCUUUUACUGCGGUUUCUGGGAAUUAUGACAAGUGCGACAGGAACUAUGAGAAAGUUGGAUGUUAUAAUGACAAAAGAGUAAACCGGGCACUUCCUACUGAGCUCCUGAAUGGAAGAGAUCGAAGUAGGAAAAUCUUUGAUGGACACAGAAUUGACUGGAAAAACUUCACAGGAUACAUAGAAGGAUUUGCAUGUAGAUGUGCUGCUAAAUCCAGAGAGAAAGGACACGAAAUUUUUGGUCUUCAGUUCUAUGGUGAAUGCUGGAGCGGCGAAGGUGACUAUACAAAGCAUGGAAAUGCGGACAAAUGUGUAAAUGGAACCUACAAGCAGUGCAAUGAUCAAGACCAGGCUGUUUGUGUUGGUACGCAACAUACAAACUAUGUGUAUAGACUAACAAAAGCCGGCAUCGACGGAGGCUAUGGUAAAUGGUCUGACUGGACUCCCUGCACAAAAACAUGCGGUGGUGGCGGAGUUACUACACGUACCAGAUCAUGUGAUAAUCCCAAGCCACARGGCAAUGGUAAAGACUGCUCGACUUUGGGACCAAAUCAAGAAACGAAGUCUUGUGGAGAAGAUAUUUGUCCAUUUUACUGUCAAGGAAAACUAGACGUUGGAAUACUGCUGGAUGGAUCUACAAGCGUGAAGGAAUCAAAUUUUGAUAAAACAAAGGGAGUUCUUAAGAAAUUAGCGGAAUAUCUGAACGUUUCUCCAGAGGGGACGCAUUUCGGAAUCAUAACCUUUGCCAGUGAAGUGUGGGUUAAUCACAGAUUCGAUUCARCACAAGACCUUGAGGGAGUUAAAAGCAAGAUCGAUAGCAUUGGUUACCCAUAUGGGAAGACMUAUACCUCUAAGGCUCUUAAAGAGGCUGGAAUAGUGUUCUUUGGUAAGARCACCGGCAACAGACAAAAUGUUAGAGAUCUGCUGAUUGUGUUUACUGAUGGUGUGAACAGUAACGGUCUUGAGAGCCUGGUGAGAGCUAUGGAAUUCAGUGGAAUUAAGGAAUUAAAGACGUCGUUAGCAGUUGGCAUUGGAAACGACAUCUCAAAUAAACAACUUCUUGUAAUUGCAAAAAUGAAUGAAGACAAUGUAAUCCUUGCAGAAGACUUUGAUGCAUUGAAAAGAAAACUUGGUCCAAUUAUCAAGCAGUCUUGUCAAGCCGACGUCGACGGAGGCUAUGGUAAAUGGUCUGACUGGACUCCUUGCAGUACAACCUGCGGAGGGGGUGGAGUCACUACACGUACCAGAUCAUGUGAUAAACCCAGGGCACAAGGCAAUGGUAAAGACUGCUCCACAUUGGGACCAAAUCAAGAAACUAAGUCUUGUGGAGACAUUAUUUGUCCAUUUUAUUGCAAAAGGAAACUUGACGUUGGAAUCUUGCUUGAUGGAUCGUCGAGCAUCAAAAAAGCAAAUUUUGUUAAAGCAAAAGGAGUUCUUAAAAAUUUAGCUGAAUACCUGAAGGUUUCUCCAGACGGGACGCAUUUCGGAAUCAUAACCUUUGCCAGUGAAGUGUCAGUUAAUCACAGAUUCAAUUCAACACAAGACCUUACGGGAGUAAAAGGCAAGAUCGAUGGAAUUCGAUAUCCGCGUGGUAAAACCCGCACUACUUUAGCCCUGAGAAAAGCGGAAAAAGCUUUCUUUGGAGAGAAGAUCAAAGGCAACAGACCUGCUGUCCAAGAUGUGAUGAUUGUGUUUACUGAUGGAAAAAAUACCAGUGGAAUCAGAAAACUAAGGAAUGCCAUGACAAGAGCAUUCAAGAAUGUACGUAUUGUGGCAGUUGGUAUUGGAAAAUUCAUCUCAUCAGGUGAACUCGAAGUCAUUGCUAAAGGCAACAAGAGCAAUGUGAUUCUUGCUGAAGACUUCGAUGCUCUGAAGAGAAACCUUGGUCCCAUUAUCGCGCAGUCUUGUCCGAAAAGGUAUAAUAACACUUUUAUCUUUAAAGUGCACCUAGUUAACCCCUGA
This is a messenger RNA of Exaiptasia diaphana, 2077 nucleotides long. RefSeq names its product coadhesin. Bases 68 to 2077 code for a protein of 669 amino acids. The transcript is spliced from 12 exons. The record is from RefSeq and is a predicted model, not a curated record. Lineage: Eukaryota; Metazoa; Cnidaria; Anthozoa; Actiniaria; Aiptasiidae.